This is a messenger RNA of Clavispora lusitaniae ATCC 42720, 1104 nucleotides long. RefSeq names its product type 1 protein phosphatase-activating protein (gene SDS22). Lineage: Eukaryota; Fungi; Ascomycota; Pichiomycetes; Serinales; Metschnikowiaceae. The record is from RefSeq and is a predicted model, not a curated record. Gene Ontology annotation, molecular function: protein binding.
AUGACUAAAGACAUUGAAGACGAGAUUACAAAAACCCGAAAGGUUUUGGAAGAAACAUCUAUAUCCCACACGGAAGAUGAAGGCAUUGAUGAAGAAGAAGAGGAGGACGAUGGUGAUGACAAAGAUAAUGGUGCAGUGGAGUAUCCUGGGACAGUAUUGCCCGACCCUCAUCCCCAGGAAAUUGAGGCUGACUUUGACUUGACCAGAGACUAUGAGCCAGACAUCCAAUACCUUGACUUGAUUCACUUGAAAAUUUCAAGCUUGGAGGACCUUCACUUGAGUCGCUUUCAGAAAUUGGAAUCGCUCUGUCUCAGACAGAACUUGCUCACAUCCAUCUCAUCGAUUGGCGACUUACCUGUUGAAACAAUGGAAGAAAUUGAUCUCUAUGAUAACAGAAUCAACCAUAUCAGCAGCCUGGUCAAUAAAUUUGUGAAUUUAACCAGUUUGGAUUUUUCAUUUAACAGAAUCAAGAACAUCAAGAACAUUGAUAAAUUGGUGAAAUUGGAGAACUUAUAUUUUGUUCAAAACAAAAUCAAAGAAAUAAAGAAUCUAGAGACGUUGAAGAACUUGAAAAACCUUGAGUUAGGGGGCAAUAAGAUAGAAGAAAUUAGCGAAACGAUGCACGCACUUCCGUCGCUUGAGCAAUUAUGGUUGGGCAAGAAUCGUAUAUCUAAAUUCCAAAACUUGUCUAGUUUAGUGAAUUUGAGAGUGCUUUCUAUACAGUCGAACAGAAUUGUUAAGAUUGAAGGGUUGGAGGAUUUAGUGAAUCUCGAAGAGCUCUACGUGUCUCACAAUGGUAUAUCUAAAAUCGAAAACUUGGACAAUAACAAAAAGCUCACAGUUCUUGAUGUGACAUCGAACAGAAUAUCUAAGCUCGAGAACCUUUCGCAUCUCACCAAACUUACAGACUUUUGGUGUUCGUAUAACCAAGUUUCAUCAUUUGAGGAGGUAAAUGAGCAAUUGGGAAAGUUGCCUGAGCUAGAUACUGUCUACUUUGAAGGAAACCCACUCCAGACAUCUAAUCCCACGGCUUACAGACGGAAACUUCGCCUCAACUUGGGUCCUAGUUUGGCCAAGAUCGAUGCCACGUACGUCAGAGGAUAG